AUGAAUGCCGUUCUGUUAGGGUUUACGUGUAUUCUACUCCCGCUUCUGGGAUCGACUCAAUUUCUGGACAUGGCCUGUGGGAUUCGAGCUCCCAAUCCCCCAGCUUUGCGGGCCAAGAAUGCAACUAUCGCCAGCUUAACUUCGAGUCCCUGGAUGGCUUUUCUCCACUCCACUGACGACAGAUUCAUUUGUGGCGGAUCGUUGAUCACAAACCGACUUGUGCUAACCGCCGCGCAUUGCUUCCUUGAGCGAACACAGUUAAUUGCUCGACUGGGAGAGUAUGAUAGAGAUGUAACUGAGAUGUGCCACGAUAGUUACUGCACCUAUCGACUCGAAGCGUUUGUGGAGAGAGGCUUCAAGCACCGACUAUAUAGGAAAGCGACGAUGGCACACGACAUAGCCAUUCUCCGUCUGUACAAAAAAGUGCAGUACACAGACAGCAUCCGGCCCAUCUGCAUUGUAACAGACACGCGGUGGAGGCACUACAUCGACUCCUUGAACCCACUGACUGGCACUGGGUGGGGCAGGACGGAGUUUGAGCCGGACAGCGGCAAACUGAGGAGCGUCGACUUGGCUCGCAAAGGUCCGGAGGUUUGCCAGAGGUACGCCCAACUGACCCUGACGAGCAACCAGUUCUGCGCCGGGAACGAGUACAGCAAUCUGUGCAACGGCGACUCCGGCGGUCCGCUGGGCACCCUGAUCCCGUUCGGAAAGACGAAACGCUUCAUCCAAGUGGGAAUCGCUAGCUUCACGAACCCGCAAUGCCUGAUGGUAAGCGCUUUCACGGAUGUGCUGAGCUAUAUCGACUGGAUCCGCACUGUGCACAACUACCGCUCAUAA
Molecule: messenger RNA, 840 nt
Organism: Drosophila teissieri
Lineage: Eukaryota; Metazoa; Arthropoda; Insecta; Diptera; Drosophilidae
Product: chymotrypsin-like protease CTRL-1
Exons: 4
Coding region: 1-840 (279 amino acids)
Biological process (GO): proteolysis
Molecular function (GO): serine-type endopeptidase activity
Source: RefSeq, a predicted model, not a curated record